CUGAUUUCACAGUAGAAGCAGUUGUAUCAGCGGUUACUGCCUAUUGACCCAGACUGAACUUGACAGAAUUAAAGGAGUUUUCGGAUACAGGAUUGUGCGUUCUCCCUCGUUAAGAAGCUCGGCAGGACCUGGUUCAGUCCCGAUACAAACGCCUGUUUGGAACUGCAUAGUUUCCUUUGCAAAUUAACGAAAAGAUCUUAAUAGACAUUACAGCGACGGGUAACCUACCCAUUUUACACCUGUCUCCGUACGCGAGGUGGCGUCAACUGCAGGGCCCUGGAGAACUGGAGACAGGCUUCUAAAUGGUCCCUGGAUGUGACAGCGCACAACUUCUUGGCAUACCACUGCGCGCCUAGUGGUCAAAGCUAACUGCCGGCGCAAUCCCUAAUGAGCAUGCCAGCUGUCAGGGAGGAUGUGGAGCACUCUCGCUCCAGCGGAUCCACCGCGGCCAACACCGCAACUGCUGCCGCCGCCGGGAUCCCGACUCCUGCCGUACAUGGCUCCCCACCCGUACCGCAGCUUCCCCUGCUCUCCUCCCUAGCCGCCGCUGAUCGACUGGACGUCUACACGGUCUACUCGAGCAGCCUCAUGAACGCCGCCCCAAAGAGCGGAGCCCAGCAGAGGCAGCCAGGGAAGCAGCAGCAGGCGGCGGAAGUGGCAGCGGUUGCUGCCGCCACGGAGAUUGUACGGCAGCUUCCCGCGGAGCAACUGAUGCACCUGCUGCCUCAGCAGCUGGAAUGGGAUGUGCUGUCCGAGGACUUGGCGUCCAGCGAGCCCAUUGGUCUGUCCGGGCUCAAGCUGCUAGGGCUCUUGCUGCAAUCGCCGUCGGCUGCGCAACAAAUGCCAGCCCGGAGCUGCGACCAGCUGCUGCGGGUGUUGGUGGGAGCCAUGCAGGAGAGCGCAUCCAAGGACCGCUGCAAGCUGGCCAUGUGGGUCCUCACCACGCAGCAGCUGCCGGCCGGCCGGCUGGCGGGCCAUGCGGAGGCGCUGCUGGGGGGCCUGGCGCGGUGCAUGCCGCUGGACAGCAAGCCGUGGCGCAGCAACCUGGUGUCGCUGCAGGCGGUUCGGGCGGUGCAGCGGCUGCUACGGCAGCUGCCCGCAGAGACGUGCCGGCAUGCGGCCAAGUGGGGCCCGGCGCUGUGGCCGCUGAUGCUGGCGGUGCCUCCGGAGGGGGCGCAGCCAACCAAAACCGAUGUCUACCGGCAGCUUCGAGAGGAGGCACUCGCGCUCAACGACGAACUAACGGCGGCGGUACGCGCCGCAUGCAGCCGCGGAAGCGCACCCGCAGGUGUCCGCCGCUCCGCUGCAACCGCCGCCGCCGCCGCCGCCGCUGACGACGGCGAUGACAAGGCCGCGACGGCGGCUGCACUAGAGGCGGAGUGCAUGAGUCGCGCCCUGCGCGAGAGCUUGGCGGCACGGCUACUGCCACCGCACGAACGGCAGCAGCAGCAACAGCGCCGCAAGGAGAAGCAGCAGCAGCAACAGGGCGGCGAUGGCAACGCCGGCGGUGGCGCCGGCGCUAGCGGUGGAGGCAGCAGCAGCAGCCAGGAGAAGGGCAUGUUGUCGGAGAUGGAGCGCCUGGUGGCCCGUGUGACGGGACAAACCAAAUGCUCUGCCGUACAAGAGUCGGCGGCGGCUGCGGCGAUGGCGGCGUGGGGUUCGUGCGUGCGGCUGCUGGGGCCGGCGUUCCUGCAGACCCGUGGGCUGGGGCAGCGCAUGCUGGAUCUCGUCAAGACGUGCUUCACCUGCGUCGUCAGCUCCUCGCUCCCCUGCGCCGCCUUCGCCGCCUGGAGGGCUCUGUGCGAGAACUUCAGAGACCUAGGGGACCUGCCCGCACCGCCACCGCCGCCGCCACCACCGCUGUCGCCCCCUACCGGCACCGCAGCCGGGGCACAGGGAGGCAGCCGCGGUGCUGCUGUUAAGCGUGGUGACGGCGGCGGCGGCGGCGGCUGCAGCAGCACUGGGCUGAGUCGCUUGCGGCUGCUGAUAGCGCCCAUUGAGCACACGAUAUGCCACGAGCGGCGGCCCGAUGUACGAAUGGCAGCGCUAGUAUGCUGGCAGCACCUCAUUGGGUUCCUAACGGUGCCGUACGAGCGUUUACUGUACGACAGUGAUGCGGAUCUGGGACAUCUGCUGCCGUACUUGGCUGCGGCGGCCGCUGCUGUGGCCGCAAAGGAACCCCCCUCUGCGGAGGGCCUCUGGAGCACGGGAAAGCCAGCAGCGCCACUAGCAGCGGCAGCAGCGGAGGCAGAGGCUGAGGCGGAUAGCCGCCAACGCCGCUGCGCGCUUGGAGCAGGCAGGAAAGCUGCAGGAGGAGAAGCGGCAGGGGCGGCUGUUCACGAGGCGGCAGCUGCAAGCCAACCGGCCUGGAAUGGAAUCACGCCGGGCGUAUGGCAGAUGGCAGUGGCUCCGAUCGUCAAGGUGGUCCUAACAAACGCGGUGAAGACGCGUUCAGCAGCCGCAGCGGUGGCGGCGGUGGCUCCGCACCAUGUGGCUGCGGUGGAUACGGUCCUCCAAACCUUGCUCAGCAUCACCUGCCCUAGCAGCGUCCAAGACAUCGCUGCGUUGCUGGCCGCAACGCUGCAGCCGCAGCCCACUGCCUCCGCCCCCGCCUCACCCGCCCCAUCCGCCGUCACCGCGACCGCAAGCGGCGGCGUCGUAAGCCGCCCUGCGACCCCACUCAGCAAUGCCCUCGCCGUCGCCGUCAGCAGCCCUCAGUCUCUGGCUGCCGCCGCUACGGCGGCAGCUGCAUGCCCUGGUUCGCAGCCGGCUGCGGCUGCAGCACUUGCGGCGACGUUGGACCCAUGGGUCACUUUGCUGAAAGAGAUGUUUAGCUGCCUGGCGGCGAAGACGGUGGCGGCGGCGGUACGAGCUGCUACCAGGAGGGAGGCUGGCGGAGGUGCCUCCGCUGCUGCAGGUGGCGGCGGCGGCGCAGCGGCGGCGGUAGGUGAUGCCGUACAGAUGGGGGGGGCGGCAUCGGCGCUUGAUGCUGGUUGGCAGGCCUGGGGCCGCCUAGCAGCGACGGUGUUGUCUUGCCAUGCGAGGAAGCCAGCAGCAGUAUCGUCGGGUGCGCGGCAGCGGGGUGAAGGCAGCGCGGAGGGCAGCAACGCUCCCAGCGGGAUGCCCUGCCAGUUUUGGCUUCAGCUCUGCCAUGCAGCGACCGUACUCGCGGGGGAGGCACCUCGGGUCGGCGGCGGCGCUGCCGCUGCUGCUGUGGCGGCGGCGGCGGAUAGCGACCAAGUCGCCGCAGCAACAUCAACGAAGGGAGCUGGCGGAGCCCCCUGCAGCGGUGGCCGAGAAGAUUCCGUUCCCGCCAAAGUUGAGCAGCAUCGGGCCUUCCUAUGCCUUCUACGCCGCCUCGUGGGGCCGCAGGUAGCGCUCCUAACGGCGACACUGUUGAAGCUCCCGGCAGCGGGCGGUCUACAUGGUAGCGAAGCCUCCCUCACGACGACGACGACGGCGGGGGCGGUUGCUGGCGGCAGCGGCAGCGGCAUGCCGGGCGUGCUAUGGUCCCAGGCGGUGGGGCAGUGGCUGUCUCUGAGCCGGGCGUUGGAUCCGCUGUGCGUCCGGGACAGCACUGACGAGGGCGGCAGCCGGCGGGAUGGUGGCAGCUCUUCGGCGGAGGAGCUGCGGACAACGGAGGCGGCGGCGGCAGCGACGUCUUCCGCCGCCGCCCAUGUAGAGCAGCAGAGCUGGUGGUGGCAGCCUUGGAAGUCAUAUCUGGCGGGCCUUAUGGGUGUCUUAUGCGCCGGGGGUGUCACCAACGUCAGGCUGUUGUCGUCCGUUUGUCGGGCUGCACUGCAGCCGCCGCAGCCUGGCGGCGGCCUAGGGGACUCCUGCCUCGCUGCUGCUGGCGGCAGCGGCGGUGACGGUGACGGAGGGAUGUUUGGAAAGCGUCGUCGGCGCUCUCCGUCGCCGCUGGGGCACUCGUUGCUGCCGACGCACCUGCGCACCCCCGCUGCGACACCCUCACCACCGCCGUCACCCCUUCCGUCGCACGCGCUACAUGGCACAGAUAGCGGCAGUACCGCCUACACCACGCCCGCGUGUCCCUACGCAUGGGCCUUAUGGGAGGCAGCAGCCCGCCAUCUCGCCGGGUGGCCGUCUCCGGGGCCUUCCGCGGCUCCCUGCGGGCCCCAGUCAGCUGCAGGCCACUGGCUGCCCUCGGAGGGAGGCCAAGGGUCGAACCGCAGGCGCGAGGAGGCCGCCUGGGCGGCUGCCGAGCUCCUCACGACGCCGCUCGAGGCCCUGUUGCUGCCGUACCAAGCCCCUACUGCUGCUGCUGAGUUUGGCGUCUUCAGCGGCGGCACCAGGGCAAGCGGACGCGGCGGUAUCCUAGCGGAGGAGGUCCGUUGCGGCGCUGUGUGUGAUAACAUGACUGGGGCCGCAUGUGUGGACGCCGGGAGCGUUAGCGCUGCAUGGGAGGGGCUGUUACGGGCGCUGCUGCAGCAUUCACGCCGCGCGCAACAGGGCCUGAGCGGCGGAGCACCGGGAUCGGAAAGGCCCGACGCGGUACAGGUCGCCGUACAGUCCGUUGGCGUACGCCUUGUGGGCUUGCUGCACAGCCGGAACGCAGCCCUAAGGAGCGCAGCUAUUGCUGCCAUCGCCGCCGGGCAGACGUCGGCGGCGUCGCCAUCUGGUGUCGCCGACACUGAUGUUGCCCGGGAGUCCGGCGUCCACUCCGGUAAGGACUCCGCAGCGACGACGGCGGCGGCGGCCGACAUUGCAGCCUGGGACAUCUUGACUUGGAGCCUGAGCAGCAGCUCUGCAACAGCCCUGGCGCGUUCCCUGACCCGGCUUAACGAAACGACGGCGUUUGGGAUGGCCACGACGACCUCGGUAACAAGAGCAGCUGAGAACGGUGUGCUUCGAUCGCAACCGAGCGCUGUCGGCGGCGGCGGUUGUAGGACACCGUUGCGCAACGGCGUGGUGUCUUCGGCGCCGGUGUACGGCACGCCACGCGGCGGCAGUACUGCCGUUGCUGGUGGCGGCGGCGGUUGCACGCCACUGACGGGGAGGAUGCUAAGGAACAUCUCCGCCUCCGCCGCAGCGACGUUGGCGGCGUCAACGCCAGCCACGUCAGCGGCGGCGGCGGCAGGAGCCCUCCCAACAGCGUCGCCUAGUACUGCCACCGAGUUGCUUGCGGCACUCGCCUCCGCCGCUACUGCCGCGAUAAAGCAGCAGCUGGGUUCGAGUACCGCGUGCGGUUUGGGAGCUCCCUUCCUGCAUGAGCCCCUCAGAGGUAGCGGCGGCGUGGCGGGGGCAGCAGCAGAUGCUCCAUGCUGGCCGCUGAAACCGCGCUGCGCGCAGCUGAAACCCUGGUUUCGAAGCCCACCCGCGGAAGCGCUGGCGGAGGCGCUUAACGCCAUACCCGAUGUGCUCAUGCCGCUGCUGUCUGCAGCCACGUCAGCGUCGCCUAGCGUCGGCGCCGACAGCGCUGCCGCACUGCCAGGCGUGUUAGUGAGCCCUACGGCCGCAGCGGACGCAGUCCUUGACUUGCUGCUGCCGCCCCUUAUGACCAUAGUUGAGGAGCUCCUGCCGGCCCUACUGCGAGACCGCUCGUGUGCCGCCGCCGCCGCCUCCAACGCCGCGUCACCUGCUCCCGUCGCCGCCGCCGCCGCUGCAAUAGCGGCAGGACCCGGCGACGUAACCUCCGCACAGGGGGCGAAGAAUCGUCAAACCAGCAUCAGCGGCAGUCCUCAUCACUUGGUGGGGCUAGACGCCGGCAGCGCCGGCAGCGGUGACGGGGCUGGCGGGAGCUCAGGCCUUGCGGCAGUGCACGUCGCGACAGCGGUGACGGCGGUACUGGGGUUGCUGUGCGGCCUGCGUCGCCGGGGCUGCGACGUUACUGCGGAGGUGGACAGGUUGGCCCCGCUGCUGGCCGCGUGCCUUAGGUCCGGCACCCGCGCUGCCCAGCACCCGCAUGGCAUUGCCGACUCGGCACCUCAGUCGCCGCAGCCUCCUCCGGCCGCCGAAGAGGCCGACGUCCUGCCACAAGCCACCUGCCUCGCCCUGGAGUCCUUGCUGACCGGCCGCAUGCCGCGUUUGCACGCGGCUGUUGCCAAGCACCUAGGGCGGUUACGGCUACGGCAACAGCACGAGACGUACAAUACGUUAUUGCAUCGAAAUCCGGCGACGGCUGUAGCAGCGGCGGCGCAUACCGGCGGGUUGCAGCUCUUGUUAGGGCGCGGCAGCGGAGGCAUGGCGUCGGGUGAGGUGACGGCGGCCACGACAGCGACAGCGGCGGGAUCCGGGGGCUUCGCGCCGCCGCCACCGCCGCUGGCGCUGCCGCUUGUCGUACAACGGGCGGUGGACGAGCUCGGAUGGGACGGCGCUUUCCUUCUUCCCGAUAGCCAGUUGCAGGCGACAACUCCACUUCGGCUCGCGGUGAGUGGGUACCGAACGCAGCAAGCGCAGCAGCCAACACCCCAAGCCAUGCAUGCAUACGAACACACACCCCAACCCGGGAAAGCGCCCGCUGCGGAUGCCGGUGCAACUGCAGCAGCAGGCCCGGAAACGUCAGCGACUGCCGCGAUGCCAGCCGCCGGGCCCCCAGCUGCCACUCCUGGUGCGGCCCCAGGAAGAAGGGGAGCUCGGACGCCUGCAGCCACGCCGCCUCUCGCUUCACGUGGCGCCGCCAAGCGGCCCUUCUGUGACUCCCAAACGGAAUACGUACGCAUUGCACCGCCGCCGGCACCGGCGGACGGUAUGACACCAUCCAGAUCUCCCAAGCGGCGCCGGCGCUUUACAGGCGUUACGACGUACACAGGGCUGGACGGUUCCCAGGCUCUUCCCGUGGGCCUUAUUGGUGUGGGCAGCGAGGACAGCCAGGCAGGGCACUCAACAGAGGGUGGUCACGGCGACGGUGGCGGGGAGCGCAUGGGUGUUGAGGGGGCAGUCCACAUGCAACAACACCCGAGCACGACCUCGGGUGGGGAGGCGGUUGCAGCCGCGGGGCUCGGAGAUGUGGGAAAUGCGGCAGAAGCCAUCAUGGGAGCAGCAGUGACAAGCGGAGAGGGAGGAGCGGAUGCGGACAUGGAAGCGGGCAUGCAGGAAAUAGCCCAAAUUGGACGGCAGGAAGUAGAGCUAGAGGCAGCACCGGCGGAGAUGGAAGAGGACGGAGUUGCGGCUGCCACCGUUCCUGCCCUGCUGCAUCAGCUUGCCGCUGGGCUGCAUCAGGACACAGGGGCCGCGCCUGCGGCACUACCAGUGAGGCAGGAAAGUCCAGGUCACCGGGCGGCUGCACCCAUCCCGGCCAGUGCUUUGCAGGCGUCAGCAUCAGCUGUGGCGGCGACGGAGGCGGAUGCAGCAGCCACACCUAGCACCGUCACCAUGUCCCUGGUUGCGCAUGCGCGCGCCGCAAGGUCCGCAGCCUCAUUAGAGGCGACGCGCUCUCUCACCCCCGCCACGCUGCCCGUCUGCCAGCGUGGUCCGUUGCUGAGGGAAGAUGACAACGACGGCGGCGGCAGCAGCGGCGGCGGGGAGCCACAGCGCGCUGCGAUGGACACGGCCCAGCACCUGCUUGCACCUGAAACCUCGGCACCUCCUCCUCCGCCUCUUCCUCCACCUGCUGCCCCUGCUGCUGCGGAGGUUGCUGCUGACGGUAGCAGAGCCGGCAACGGCCCAGCUCAGCAACCCGUCCAAGGCCGGGAGACGCAGCCAGCCGGCGCCGCUGAUGUGGGUUCCGCCAACGCGCACCCGCGGUCGACGUCGCACCCGCUGCCGUUGCCGCAUCAGCCCCAGUUCCCGGCGGAAGAAGGGCCGCAGCAACACCCGCACCAACCCCCAGGUCAGGAUCAUCGCGUACCAUCCUCAGCGCAUCAAUCACACCGCGCUGGAGUAAAGCAGGUGACCGCAUUACCGCUCGCCGCCGUCGCUUCACCCCUUCCUGCAGGCCUGGGUGUCGGGCCUGCUAGUCCUGCGGCUGGCAGAGGAGGCCUCAUGCCGUCAACAGGUAGCCCCCCUCCUGCGUCUUCCGAGGCUACGUUGCCGGUACAUGAUGAGGAGCCGCCGCCGCCGCUGCAGCACCCAGUGACGCCGGUGGGAACCGCAGGGACUCAGCCGUUGCCGCAGGAUAACGACGAGCCGUCGUCAUCAGCGAAGCCGCUGACGUUACCGCGACCGCGGGGCCCCUACUCGCGCGUGCCCACGCCAAACAUUGAAGAAGAGGAAGAACAAGAGGACGUUUACAUGGUCCCGGACUCUCUGGACCCAAAUGGUCACUGCCACCCCUAUCCUGGACGUGCCUCGCCGACCGCCGGUCUCCACGAGGCAGGAGCAGAAGAGCGCGUUGCCGUCACCGCCGCCCCCGUCGCCGCCUCCGCCGCAAGGCCUGCAGAGGACGGCCUCGGAGGCGACCUGCAACCCAGCAGAAUGAGAGUGGGGGAGCGUAGAGGUGGCAGUGCUCCACCACCGGCGCCGGAGGCGUUGGCUGGUGGCUGUGCUGGUGCAGGCAGGCGGGCAGGCGGCGGGGGCGGUAGCGGAGGCGCUGGGGGUGACGGGGAUGCGUCAGCAGCGGCCGAGCAUGCAGCAGCAGCAGCAGUGGCUGCAGCGGGGGCGGCUGCGACGCACGUGGGCGCCGAAGUACCGACGGCGCUGGGUGGAGCAGCGCCGGCGGCGUUGGCAGCAGCAGCAGCAGCGCCCGCAGCCACAGAGGGCAUCUUCCUUGACGGCGCCUCUCAGCUGGAGUUGGAGCCGGGUCCCACACUGCUCACCAGGUCCAGCGGCCGCUCCAGCGCACAGCAGCAAACCGGGCUGAAGAAGCAAGGCCAGCAGGGAGGGCCGCCGGGGGAUGCAGGCAGAUCGGGAGAUGCGCUACCGCCGCCUCUGGAUCCCGUGCGCGUGGGUGCGGUUUCGGAGCGACCCGAGUCGCAGGGCCUGCAGCUGGCUCCGCCAGCGAGGAGGCACGUCCUGCUGCAGACGCCGGGUGUGUUGGCGCUGGCCAGGACGGUUCCGCAGCAGGCUGCAAGCGGCCAGGUCGCCUUGGGGCCGGAGGCGGAGGCGGCGGGGCAAGCGGGGGUAGUGGCAAUGGAUGGGGUGGAGGAGUUGGUUGUGGAGGCGACACAGCUUCAGGACCAGCGGCUUCAAAAGCGCCGGCGGGGCUCCGAAACUGCACCAUCCACGGCAACUACACCUGCAGGCGCGCCUGCGCCUGUCAGACACCAACAACAACCGCAACAGCCACUCCAACUUGCACAGCGUUUGGGCGACCCAGCCCCAGCGGCAGGUGCUGCCUGGCGACCUGCAAGCGCCGCUGCGGCCAGCGCUGCUACACCCUCGGCCCAGCUUCCAGGCCGCAAUCCAUACGGCGCUGAGGGCCGUGCAGACCCACGGGUCAGUAACGCAGCAGCACAGGCAGUCGGCGCUGGAGGCAUCACGGCAGGACCUGCUGCGGUAAUCAAGGGGCUCGAGGAGGUGCAUGGGGUGUCUCAUUUCACCGGCAUGAGCAUGCACGAGCUGCUUCGGUGCUCCCAGCUGUUGUUGGAGAUGCAGGGCAGGGUAAACGCGGAGAUGCAGCGGCUGCAGCAGGUAACUUUGCAUGGGGAGCAGCAGCAGCCACAAAACCCCCCGGCAACAGCAGUGCCACCAACGGUGUAAUGGCGUAUACUUUGGUGGGCCUGAAGGUGGAGCUUGGAGGGCCAGUGCAGCGCUGUUUGUCCACAGAGAGGUGUUUCGCUGCUUGUUGCACUCGGUUUCAUUGGUAGGGGCAGGAGCGGGUGGAGUUUGUGAGGUGGGCGGGGUUCACGAACUGCCAGCAGAUGGGCCUGCAGGACGGUCCGGUGAAGAUUGGCAAGAUGAAGGCAUCCGCAUGUUUCUUGCAUAGUUUCUGAUCUGGGUCGUUGGUUGAUGGCAGUCGGCGAUGUGGGUCAGGUUGAAUCCUGUACGGCCUUCGUUAACGGCCAGUUGGGGAUGUGGGUCAGGUGGAGGCGGGCAGAGGCGGGUGCCAAUUUUGGCAGCGGCCUUUGGGGAUAUGGGUCAGGGUUGGUUGGGGCCAUAGCGCAAUACGCAUAUGAGGAUGUGGGUCAGUAUGCAAGUAGGCAACUAGAAUGCGCAAUCUCUGUCAAGAGUGAAAUGCACUCUUCAGGAUUGGGAAUUUGCGUUCUAGGGUUGUGCUUUGUCCUUGGCACCACUAGGGUUGGAGGCAUGGGUGUUGCAGCGUGGCAAACUUGACUCCGAAGCACUGUGCAUUGGACUCAUUGGAUACAACGCAUCAUAUACCGUAUGCUGCUACCCUGUUCGCCAUGAAGUAUUGCCAUACAUUGCAAACAUGUAUGGCACACUGUGACAUGCCUCUUGGGCCCGACACGGGGCCAUAGCCGUGCCCUCCUCGUCAUGUUAAUUACGGUGGUUGUAGCCACCUGAUGUAAACG
Molecule: messenger RNA, 10370 nt
Organism: Astrephomene gubernaculifera
Lineage: Eukaryota; Viridiplantae; Chlorophyta; Chlorophyceae; Chlamydomonadales; Astrephomenaceae
Source: the annotation of a GenBank genome assembly